CACUCCAAAGCAGCAGACGUGUUUGUUGACAGACAGACAGACAGGCAGCAACAGCAGCAGCGCAACGCCAAAACAACAGUCAAAACAAAUUCUCAGACGCAACUUAAGCAACUUCCCGUUGAAACUAACGUUCCUAAGAGCGUAAGCAAAGACAGAGAGAGAGAGAGAGAGUGAGAGCGAAAGGAGCGGAACGAAAAAGGGUCGAACUUUAAUCAAUGAAAAUGUAUCCAGUCGCUGCCCAGAUGCUGCGUCUGCGCAGCGCCGCCAACGCUUGCGCCCGCACAAUCACAACGAAUCGCAGGCAGCGCAACACGGCGAGCGUUGAGCGCGCCCAGAGCAUCAGCGAACGGGACAAGUCGCUGCACUACAAUGCCGAGGAUGGCUACUACAAGACCUCGCCCUACGAUCCCAUCAAGAUCCAAAAUGUGCCGUUGCACGAGUACGUCUGGCGCGACUUCAAAAAGUGGGAGAACUCCACGGCAGCGGUCUGCGUGAUCACAGAUCGGCAAUACACGUACGCCCAGCUUCGCGAUGCCAGCGCCGCCUUUGCCGUGCGCCUGCAGACCAAGUUCAAGCUGUUCAAGCCCGAUAUUCUUGCCAUUUGUCUGCCAAACAUGCCAGAGUAUCCGAUCGCAGCGCUGGGCGCUAUCGAAGCUGGUCUCGCUGUGACUACAAUCAAUCCAAUUUAUACGCCAGAUGAAAUCUCACGCCAGCUCACGUUCAGCAAUGCCAAGUUCCUGGUGGGCAGCGUGACUGGCUUUGCCACGCUGCGGGAGGCCUGCCAGCUGGCUGGCAAGCAGAUACCCAUCGCAGUGGUGCGCAGCAGCGAGACGGAGCUGCUGCCGGCGGGAGCGAUUGAUUUCUUUGAGCUGAUUAGCACGGAGAAUGUGCGCUACGACGAGCUGUGCCCGCCGAAGGAUGCGACGCCUGAUGACAUGGUCUUUCUGCCCUUCUCCUCGGGCACGACGGGGCUGCCCAAGGGCGUGGUGCUGUCCCACAACAACAUCAGCAGCAACUGCGAACAGAUACAGGAUGCGCUGCCCAUCGACUCACUCCAGUUCCAGGACACGCUGCCCGCGGUGCUACCCUUCUUCCAUAUCUACGGCCUCACCGUGGUCAUGCUGUCGAAGCUGGGCAAGGGCGCCCGGCUGGCCACGUUGCCUGCCUUCAAGCCGGACGACUUCAUCAAGGCUCUCGACACCUACAAGGGCAGCAUCCUCAAUCUUGUGCCGCCCAUUGCCUUGUUCAUGAUCAACCACCCAAAGCUAACGAAGGACCUGGCUUCAGCGCUGCGCGUUGUCAUGUCCGGUGCGGCGCCCAUUGGCCAAAACGACGUCGAGCGCUUCCUGCAGAAGUUCCCGAACACGCGCUUCAUGCAGGGCUACGGCAUGACGGAGGCAUCGCCCGUUAUCCUGAUGACGCCCGAGGGCAAUACACGGUACGCCUCGACAGGUGUGCUGCCUGGCAGCACGGAGGCCAAGAUCGUGCCCCUGGAUGCGACCGAUUCGAAGGGCGUGGGAGCGCGCAUGACCGGGGAGCUGUGCGUGCGCGGGCCGCAGGUGAUGUCCGGCUAUUUGAACAAUCCGGAGGCCAACGAACUGACCUUCUUUCCGGGCAAAUGGCUGCGCACGGGCGAUGUGGCCUUCUUCGAUGAGGAUGGCUACUUCUAUAUAACGGAUCGCAUGAAGGAACUGAUCAAGGUCAAGGGCUUCCAGGUGCCGCCAGCUGAGCUGGAAGCGGUGCUGCGCGACCAUCCGAAGGUCCUAGAGGCAGCCGUCUUUGGCAUACCCCACGAGCUGAACGGCGAGGCGCCGCGAGCCAUCGUUGUGUUGCGCCAGAACGAGACGGCAACGGCCGAGGAGAUAGCCGCGUAUGUGGCGGAACGUGUCGCACACUACAAGAAGCUCGAGGGCGGCGUCAUCUUUGUCGAUGAGGUGCCCAAGAAUCCGACCGGCAAAAUACUGCGCAAGGAUCUCAAAGAAAAGUAUUCGGACUGAGCCAGCCAAUCUC
Drosophila arizonae is the source of this 2010-nucleotide messenger RNA. It is a transcript of the gene pdgy, whose product is annotated as acyl-CoA synthetase family member pudgy. The record is from RefSeq and is a predicted model, not a curated record. Gene Ontology annotation, biological process: fatty-acyl-CoA biosynthetic process; long-chain fatty acid metabolic process. NCBI's taxonomy places the organism in Eukaryota, Metazoa, Arthropoda, Insecta, Diptera, Drosophilidae. Gene Ontology annotation, molecular function: long-chain fatty acid-CoA ligase activity.